AGAGGCCGCUCUUCCUGGGUUUGGGGUCCUUUCUCGGCGUAAUGUGUGGUCUUUGAUAUUCAACCCUCCUCUACCAGCAUAGGCUGCAUGAGGUGGGGGCGGGCUCCCACAAUCCUGCUCGGCGGAGGGGUGAGUGACCGCCCCUCCCCUUCCGGUACUGGAAGCCUCGACCACCACCCGCAUCCAAAACCCGAGGCCGCUCUGCUUUUCUCCCUUCUUUGGAUGCCGGCGCUGCUGCCUGUGGUCUCCCGCCUUCUGUUGCUAUCCCGAGCCCUGCUGUCCAUGGCUUCAGGAAGCCCCCCGUCCCAGCCCUCACCGGCCUCGGGCUCCGCCUAUGUUCCUGGCUCGGUAUCUGCAGCUUUUGUCACCUGCCCCAACGAGAAGGUCGCCAAGGAGAUCGCCAGGGCUGUGGUGGAGAAGCGCCUGGCAGCCUGCGUCAACCUCAUCCCUCAGAUUACAUCCAUCUAUGAGUGGAAAGGAAAGAUUGAGGAGGACAGUGAAGUGCUGAUGAUGAUUAAAACCCAAAGCUCGUUGGUUCCAGCUUUGACAGAUUUUGUUCGGUGAGAACUUUUGAGAUGGGUAGAGUUCUGUACACCCUUACGAAGUGGCUGAGGUGAUUGCAUUGCCUGUGGAGCAGGGGAACUCCCCGUACCUGCAUUGGGUGCGCCAGGUUACAGAGUCAGUUUCUGACUCCAGCACAGCCCUACCAUAAUGAGCCCUGUUCUUGCCAUGUUCCCCUCAUAUACUUCAGUGCCCUCUGACUUCCAGGUGAUGACUGGACCUUAAAUAAAUCCUAUCUUUAGUUC
Molecule: messenger RNA, 806 nt
Organism: Camelus dromedarius (Arabian camel)
Lineage: Eukaryota; Metazoa; Chordata; Mammalia; Artiodactyla; Camelidae
Gene: CUTA
Product: cutA divalent cation tolerance homolog
Exons: 6
Coding region: 88-564 (158 amino acids)
Biological process (GO): response to metal ion
Molecular function (GO): copper ion binding
Source: RefSeq, a predicted model, not a curated record